Messenger RNA from Coccinella septempunctata (seven-spotted ladybird), 2079 nucleotides. Its product is annotated as homeobox protein unc-4-like. Bases 404 to 1276 code for a protein of 290 amino acids. The record is from RefSeq and is a predicted model, not a curated record. Lineage: Eukaryota; Metazoa; Arthropoda; Insecta; Coleoptera; Coccinellidae. Gene Ontology annotation, biological process: regulation of DNA-templated transcription. The transcript is spliced from 3 exons. Gene Ontology annotation, molecular function: sequence-specific double-stranded DNA binding; DNA-binding transcription factor activity, RNA polymerase II-specific.
GCUGUCGGCCGAUCGAGACACAUACAUGCACACACUAGUUGUUGCGACGGUGCCAGAGUCUGAAUUAACGUCAAAACUGGUCGGUGUUGAGCGUUGUUUUGUUCUUGCCCCGCGUAUACGAAGGACCAAAAGUGUAGAGUGACUUGAGAGACGUAAUUGUCGAGAAACACAGUGAUAAUCUAAGAGGGAGACAGUGACAGUGGAUGAUCUUACAUAAAAAACAUCGAGGAACAGUUUGCGACAAGUUUUAACUCAGAGUAGCGUUGGGCGGCUUACAACUGAUACUGCCGAUGACCAGUUCUAACAUGUAACCAUCCGACGGACUACCUAUGUCUUCAGCGGACCAAUUAAUGCUGACCCGCAGCUCUAGUACCUCGCAAAAGUGAAUCCGAAUCUCGAGAAUAUGGUUUUGGAGUCGGGCGUCCUGCCGCCCCCCUUGCAGAUCUAUGCGGCGGCGGCGGCACAGCUGGCGCCCAGGCCGCCGUGGGCGCCAUUCUUGCAGUUCCACGGGGCUGCCAGCCUCCUGGGUAUGCCCGGUGCUUUUUCGCCGUUGAACAGGCCUCGGUACCCGCAUGGGGUUGGAGGCAUUCUGAGGGCCCCCCAAGGACCUCCCAGCGAGGACAGCGGCAGCGAAACUCAUAAUGGUAAAGGUGGUUCAGAAGGUGGGGAGCAAGACUCAGAAAGUGCAGCUUCUAAGAGGAGAAGGAGCAGGACCAACUUCAACAGCUGGCAGUUGGAAGAGCUCGAAAGAGCCUUCCUGGCUAGUCAUUAUCCUGAUGUAUUCAUGAGGGAAGCACUAGCAAUGAGGUUGGAUCUCAAAGAAAGUAGAGUAGCGGUUUGGUUUCAGAACCGUCGAGCGAAAUGGCGCAAGAAGGAACACACCAAGAAAGGACCAGGACGACCCGCCCACAACGCCCAUCCCCAGUCCUGCUCCGGAGAACCCAUUCCUCCAGCGGAACUGCGAGCGAGGGAGAGGGCCAGACGAAGGAAGAAACUGCAGAAGGCCCUGGAACGCCAGGCGAGAAAGCUGAGGGCCAAGGGGAUAGCCGUGGACCUUGUGGCCUUGAAACGGGAAUACCUGAGCCAGAGGGGCGCGGACCUGGACAGUGAUAGUGAUAUUGACGUGGUGGGUGACUCCGGGGCGGAAUCCGAGGGGUUCCCCAACAGUCUGUUCUCGGUCUCCUCGGAUACCGGCAUGGACUUGACGAGUACGUCGCAGGACGAGAAAAGCAGAAGGGCGAAUCCCUUCAGCAUAGAGUCGUUGUUGAACACAUAAAUGGUGGUUGUGCAAUAGUGGAUGAGGUGAUUGAGGGUUCCCGAACUCAACCAGAAACGUUCCAAUUGGUUAUUAGGAAUAAAACGAAAACAAAUAUUGUACCAGUGCCAUAAGUAACCUUCAGACUUUAUACCGACGUUUCUUGGGUAUGAACUGUAAAUUAAAAAGCUAACAAAGUAUUUAUCGUAAAUGUAUAUAGAGGAAAGAUUGUCCGUAUGGCUUAUUGAGGAUCGUGUACCUGUAAACCUCGAUCCAAAACUUGUAAAUAUUCGACUUGUCCUUGUGUAUAAACGUCCAAAAUGAUCUGAAUAUUCUAUUUAUUGAUAGUUUUAAGUAUGGAACACAUAGAAACAGCAAUACAUUCCACAGUUCAAACUGCUUAGAUUUAGACGAAAAAAUUUCAUAUCCACCCUUGCCUAACAUUUUUGGGUUGAAGUUAUAGUCAAAUAGACAUAGUUAUGGAAUCGGCUAAAGAAUAUAUUUCAAAUAUACCAGCUGAAAACCAAAAUUUCGAUGCCAUUCAUUCGAAUCAAAGUAACCAUUUAUGUUGGGAUCAUUAAAUCGAACGCAAAUAAUUACCUAAACUAAUUGUUGAUGUUUUCUCUAGUCGAAUUCAUAUCUCGUACAUAUCAGACCUAAUAAAAGGGAAAAUAAGAUAUCACAGAUAUUGUUUCUAUAUCACGCAAUGUUGUCUAUAAAUUGGAUGAUGCAGCUUUAAUUAACAGAGUUUGAUCAUUUCUUUAUUUUUUUUUGGUCUACAAUAGCCUUCUUCUAUAUCAGACUAAGAGAUAAGUAAAUAUUAU